UCUCUCUCUGUUUCUCUCUCUCUCUCAUGGGUUUGAUUCGAAUCCUAAACCCUUCUCCAUUGAUCGCCGGGGCCCGCCGCGGCGGAUUAGAGCGGCGGCGGAGAAGGAACCCUAGCCCUAACCCUAGCCGUGGCCUUUUCAUGGCGUCGGCGCUCCCCGUGGAGGAGCAGGAGGCGCAGAGCCGCCGCGUCACGGGCGACUCCUUCAUCCGCCUCCACCUCCGGAAGCUCAAACCCUACCAGCCGAUCUUGCCCUUUGAGGUUUUGUCUACUCGCCUUGGAAGGGAGCCUGAGGACAUCAUUAAGCUUGAUGCGAAUGAGAAUCCAUAUGGCCCACCUCCAGAGGUAGCUGUAGCUCUGGGAAAUCUGAAAUUUCCUUAUGUAUAUCCUGACCCUGAGAGUCGCCGCUUGCGUGCUGCUCUUGCUGAAGAUUCAGGCCUUGAAUCUGAGUAUAUACUUGCUGGCUGUGGUGCAGAUGAGCUAAUUGACUUAAUCAUGAGAUGCGUUCUUGAUCCGGGCGAUAAAAUUGUAGAUUGCCCUCCGACAUUCACGAUGUAUGAAUUUGAUGCUGCAGUGAACGGUGCACUGGUCAUUAAAGUUCCUAGGCUGCCAGAUUUUUCCUUAAAUAUUCCUCAGAUCGUUGAAGUAGUUGAGCAGGAAAAGCCAAAAUGCAUCUUCCUGACAUCUCCCAAUAAUCCAGAUGGAAGCAUAAUAAAUGAUGAAGAUCUCUUGAAGAUCCUUGAUCUUCCAAUAUUGGUUAUACUGGAUGAAGCUUACAUUGAAUUCUCCGCUAUAAAAUCGAGGAUGGAUUGGGUAAAGAAGCAUGACAACUUGAUUGUUCUCCGAACAUUUAGCAAAAGAGCAGGUUUGGCUGGGCUUCGUGUGGGAUAUGGAGCUUUUCCUUUAAGCAUUAUUGAAUAUUUAUGGCGAGCGAAGCAGCCAUAUAAUGUUUCUGUAGCAGCAGAAGUUUCUGCGUGUGCCGCCUUGAAAAAUUCUGCUUAUUUGGAGAGAGUGAAAAACUCACUAGUGGAAGAAAGGGAAAGGCUGUAUAAUCUCCUGAAGGAUGUACCUUUUCUAAAGCCAUAUCCAAGCCACUCCAAUUUCAUUCUCUGCGAGGUCACAUCAGGAAAAGAUGCUAAGAAAAUAAAGGAGGACCUAGCACAGAUGGGUGUGAUGAUCCGGCACUACAACAACAAAGAACUGAGGGGCUACGUUCGCGUCUCCGUCGGCAAGCCCGAACACACCGAUGCCCUAAUGAAAUGCCUCAAUCUUCUGCAAUAAUAAAUUGUGCGCCGACUUUAUAUCUCUUGCUUGCAAUUUCAAUGCAAUAAUAGUCGCCUUCAGCUUAAAAGUUCGUCAAUCUCGAAACGUAGGAAGAUAUUGUACCAGUAAUUUAUCCUCUUCCAAAAUGUACAAGGAAUUGAUUCGCAUUUUCAGGGUGUUAUAAUUGUUUGUCACUGUGGUUAUUUGUGCAU
Messenger RNA from Ananas comosus (pineapple), 1474 nucleotides. Its product is annotated as histidinol-phosphate aminotransferase, chloroplastic-like. The record is from RefSeq and is a predicted model, not a curated record. The transcript has 9 exons. Gene Ontology annotation, molecular function: L-histidinol-phosphate:2-oxoglutarate transaminase activity; pyridoxal phosphate binding. The coding region runs from base 27 to 1280 and encodes 417 amino acids. NCBI's taxonomy places the organism in Eukaryota, Viridiplantae, Streptophyta, Magnoliopsida, Poales, Bromeliaceae. Gene Ontology annotation, biological process: L-histidine biosynthetic process.